AUGGUUGAGAAUAUGAAAGGCUCUCCUCCUGACUUUGCCAGCGAAAAGGACUCUGUGUCCUAUAAACUGGCUCAUGCUCCUCCGUCUACCGUCCGCCGUGGUCCGUGGCUGCCUGACGAAGACCGUCGGCUUAUGUCCAUCAUCGCCGUCCAAGGUCCUACGAACUGGGUGCGUAUCCUGAGUCUGCUCGGCUCUAGGCUGCCUAAGCAGUGUCGUGAACGGUAUCAUCAGAAUUUGAAGCCUUCGCUUAACCGUAACCCUAUUACCGCAGAGGAAGGUAUGCUUAUCGAACAGCUCGUCGCCAAGCAUGGUAAAAAGUGGGCGGAAAUAGCCAGACAUCUUACCGGUAGAAGCGACAACGCUAUCAAGAACUGGUGGAAUGGAGGGGCUAACCGCAGACGCAGAGUAAGCCAUGUGUCCACUCUGUCUGGCGAUCAACACACCCCAGCUCUGACUGUGCUGGGUGCUAAUUCUGGCUAUAAUUCCGCCAUGGGCUCCGGUCCCAACUCUGCGCCCGUUUCGGCACCGGUGUCGAACUCAGGCCUGUUUUCCCAUCCAUCCAUGACCCAGUACGCCCACUUGCGUCCCCAGCUAGCCCAGUCUGUAUCGCCUCAGCGUUCUCGCCAUAAUUCCCUAAGUUCUGGCGUGGCUCCAGACGGCCAUGCUGUGUCCCAAUAUCCAAAAGUACCCCAGUUCUCACAAAUUUCGUUCAACACCUCGAUGUUUAGUGAGCUGGAUAAACGCUCGCAGGCGGGUCUUAAUGGGAUUCCUCCCCCUCCUCAGGGUCAUUUUCCACAGUUGUCGUCGGCUAAGGCACCCAUUCGUCUGGCAAGCAUCGACCACCCUACUCUCCCGCCAUUAUUGUCGAACUUCAACAAGCGUGUGGGAGAAGAGGACCGUCGCCAUUCUUUGAAUGCUACCUUGCCCCCUUCCACUCUGCCAGCACUGUAUCUGCAGCAGGCUCCAUACCUGGCCCACCCGCUCAAUAAUAAUCUCACUAAUCUGCCUACACAAGGUAUUAACAGCAGCCAUGGUGAUAGCUCACAUUACAGCCUGCCAGUGUCAUACAUUUCACGCCAGAAUUCCUUGAGCCAUGAUUAUAAACAUUCCUUUGCAUUACCGCUGGCUACUUCAAGCUCUCAUCCACUGAGACGCUCGUCGGUGGCCCCAGACUUGUUCCCCAAUCCGAUGGCUGGCCACGGCUCUGGGGACAUGUGGAUGAAGCGCAAUCAACUGCUGAUUCUGCUUCACUCGCCGUCCAUAAUGCCCAUCAACUCCAAUCCUAACCGCCUCUCGGUUAGCAGUGCCCUGGGACUCCUGGAUCACGGUAAGCCCCAGAACAACUACACCGGUCUGAGCAGCGCCGGCGCUCCUGCUCACUCGGCAGUAUCAAGCGACGCUACUUCUACAGCCUCUACGAACAUGGUGCCAGUGUCUGGAUCGAACUCUGGCAUCCCUUCGUACAAAAACCUCCUCCGCAGCAUCAACAGUACACCCAUCCCGGAGGAUAAGGAUCAGGAUGCUGCCGAGACAGACCGCAUCAAGGUACUGAAUCUAAUUGAGUGA
Molecule: messenger RNA, 1566 nt
Organism: Candidozyma haemuli
Lineage: Eukaryota; Fungi; Ascomycota; Pichiomycetes; Serinales; Metschnikowiaceae
Exons: 1
Coding region: 1-1566 (521 amino acids)
Biological process (GO): positive regulation of transcription by RNA polymerase II; mitotic cell cycle
Cellular component (GO): nucleus
Molecular function (GO): RNA polymerase II cis-regulatory region sequence-specific DNA binding; DNA-binding transcription factor activity, RNA polymerase II-specific
Source: RefSeq, a predicted model, not a curated record